CCCACAUCCAAAUUUGAAGGAGGGCCUGCGUAAGUUCCCGCGAAAUCGUGUUUAUACCUCAACGCGGAGCUUUUCCCUCAGUUCAAGAGCUUUGUUUACGGGAUCAAAAACCUGCAAUAACGUUAACGAAACUAUUUCAUACUUUGUAGAUAUGCCUAAGAGAUCCUGUCCAUUUACGGAGACUUUCUCCUCACAAUAUAAAAUUCAUGUUAGUCAAAAGGAAUUAAGCAGUCAUGGAGUGUUUGGGAACAUGUACCGACAAGAAAUAUACGAAAAGACGAAGAACUUGCUUUUCAAUGGGACCAAAGCCGUUAUGGACAGACUAUGGAAAGUGAGCGGGGAGGACAAGUCAUGUAAUGGCCAUAUCUCCAAAGAGGCUCCUAUGGCAAAUGGAGCCCACACUCUCCUCAAGGGACAGACUGUGAUUGGAUUCGACGGCAAGCUAAAAAAGACAACAGCUGCUCCAGAUUGUGUCUCCAUGGUUGGUGCGGCAGCUCCCACAGGCUGCAGUGUGUGCCUGAAGGCCAGUGCGUCCAGAAAGCCCUGCUCUCAGUGUGAACGUCCAAUCUGCACCUCCUGCACCCAGCAGUGCAUCGGCUGCACCAGUCUCUGCUGCACCUUCUGUAUCACUGUAGAUUACACUGAUCGGUAUGACAAGGCUUAUUGCUGUAGCUGCUCAUCGUAAUCGAAGACUGAAGGACCAUGAAGCCAACUAGAGGACUGUGGAAUAUGCUUGAACUCUUUUUAAACUGUAAUGAUGCAUUGAAAUCAAUUAUAAGACUAUAUUUUAUAUGCAUGUUUACGUUUUUACUGCAAUACUUCUGUAUAAAUGUGUACAUUUGUGUGUUUCCUGUAAUAAAGUCUUUAAAGAAGUGGCUGUGUUUGUUUAUAAGAUGUAUGUCUAUCAUGAAAGUUGUACUGAAUCUUUGUUUAACUGGGGGAGAGAAAAACAUUGGACCUCUUAUUUCCAAAUAGUGCUGAAAGUUGUUUGUUCCUUAUAAGAUAUGUUUUAUAUUUUCAUCCCAUUUCCCCUAAUACCUGUGGCCUUUGAGUGAUGUGUAUUUGUAGGAUGCAAGACUUGAACUGGCUGAACGUUUGUAGUGUGUAUGCGCUGAAGUUUCAUAUCCUGUUCAAUAAAUUCUUUAUCUGGUA
Messenger RNA from Alosa sapidissima (American shad), 1152 nucleotides. RefSeq names its product SIVA1, apoptosis-inducing factor (gene siva1). The record is from RefSeq and is a predicted model, not a curated record. Gene Ontology annotation, biological process: extrinsic apoptotic signaling pathway. Lineage: Eukaryota; Metazoa; Chordata; Actinopteri; Clupeiformes; Clupeidae. Bases 152 to 685 code for a protein of 177 amino acids. Gene Ontology annotation, molecular function: CD27 receptor binding. The transcript has 4 exons.